Macrobrachium nipponense is the source of this 1359-nucleotide messenger RNA. RefSeq lists its product as uncharacterized. The coding region runs from base 544 to 1056 and encodes 170 amino acids. The transcript is spliced from 5 exons. The record is from RefSeq and is a predicted model, not a curated record. NCBI's taxonomy places the organism in Eukaryota, Metazoa, Arthropoda, Malacostraca, Decapoda, Palaemonidae.
CAUUGUCUCAACACUACUUGAGAGGAUGGAACUAGACAGAACAAAUUAAUAGAAAAAUCAGAAGGUAUUGCUGCUUAGUGCAAAGGGACCCAGCUAAGAACCUUUAGUACUAUAGUGCACUAUCCAUGGUAAACAGUAGGUGGUAACCUUAAGAGCAGUACAGUCUUCAAACACUGAUUCUUCAUACAUAGCAUUUCUGAAUUAGUUUGUGCUGGUUGACAGAUUUUUGCAUUUUCACUAAAGUAAUGAUUGCAAAAUGCAUAGUAUGUGUGACUUUUUAGAAAUUGACAACCAGUUCAUUUUCCAUGAUUUGUAAAUAAAGGAACCAGUUCAUUAAUGAUCCUCAUUAGAUUGUGUUCUCCCUCACUUUAAACUUUUUCGUUUUUUACAUUGGAGAUAAGCACAUUCUGUGCCAUCCUGGGAGAUGUAGCAUAAAAAUAGUUUAUAUUUAGUAAAGAUAAAUUAUCUUAAAUUUCUUAUCAUAGUUUCGGUCCUUCUUUCCAUCCUUUACAGGUAGAAUGUCAGCAUUGUCAUUCAAAAAAAAUGCUACUUCAACAUGAAGCACCAUCUUCAGCAUAUCUGUGUGUUAACUGCAUAUCAAUAUUUCGGGUACUUGGCAUAUUUGGUGUGACUGGGCGUAAAAAGAGAUAUUCUGUCACUGAGGCAGAGCUCCAAAGACGUCAAGGACCACCGGAACACUUCUCAAAUAAUGCUAUGAAGACCUAUUUGAGGUUCCCUCGCACACAUGAUGCCCUGCCAGUUAAGUUCAGAACACCUUCACAAAGAAAAACUACUCUUAGUACAUUCACUAAUAUUGUUGAAGGUGAAGCUGCAGACCUAGCAAAAGAUUUCCAACGGUUUUUGUUUGCAAGCAAUUUGAUAGAACAACUCUGCAAAGGAGUGAAUAACAUUGGGAGUAUCAGUGAAGUUUUAGAUCAAAUGCUGGACAAUUUGGCACAUGUUGAUUGGCUUAUUAAAUUCAAUUUGCUCACCCAUGGUAGUGGGCUGAUGUUUGUUAAAGCAGUUCUGCUCUAUGUUCGUUCUGCAGCCCAUUAGACCUGCAGCUUUUUCUAGCAUGAGAGAGUAAACACAAAACUGGCAUGAGCUACCAGCUAGAUACUAGUACAGUACAACCUUGCUUUAGUGGACCCGGAACAGACAGACAUCAGAUUUAAUGGACAAAAUCCGGCCAGGGUAAUCUAGCCUAAGACGACUGUUGAAUUACAAAACCUGUGUAUAGGUUAGCUUUUGCAACAACAGGUAUCUUACAAAAAAAUUGGUUAUGUAAACUUUAUGUUAUUACAAAUGCUGUUUUACUUACUGUAUUCCUAGAAAUUCAAAAUAAAUAAAAUUUAGCCA